Silurus meridionalis is the source of this 7331-nucleotide messenger RNA. It is a transcript of the gene mbnl1, whose product is annotated as muscleblind-like splicing regulator 1. Lineage: Eukaryota; Metazoa; Chordata; Actinopteri; Siluriformes; Siluridae. The transcript has 12 exons. Gene Ontology annotation, molecular function: metal ion binding. The record is from RefSeq and is a predicted model, not a curated record. Bases 1014 to 2258 code for a protein of 414 amino acids.
UACUGUUGUGCAGUUAGACUGCUGUUGCUGCUCUCGCGCUCUCUCUCUCUCUCUUACUCUCUCUCUCUCGCUCGCUCUCUUUCUCGCUCUCUUCCUUCCUCUCUUGCUUUUACUCUUUUGCAGCACUGAGGCGUUUGGCUCUUGCAUGCACACAGAGGGGCACGCACAGGGGCUCGCUCACAUUAACCAAUAAACACAUUUACAUGCAGCGGAGCAGCGAGGAGCCAGACACGUUAGGUUAGGUUCUCUCUCUCUCUCUCUCUCUCUCUCUCUCUCUCUCUCUCUCUCUCUCUCUCGCCCUCUCUCGCUCUCUCUUUUCUGAGAAUGGUCCAGCUGGUGCCUGAGGCUCUGCUGUCGCGGCCUGCUGCCUGCAUCUGAUCACGAUCACACACACACACACACACACACACACACACACACACACACACACACACACACACACACACACACAGAGCACACAGAGCCGGCUCACAGGAAAGCACAAUGUGAGAGGUGGGUACUGAAGGUAGUGCCCUCUCUUGCUGCAGCUUGGACCCGCUUGUAGUGCCAGUCCCUGCUUUUUUUGCAAGCUUGCUACCCAAAACCAAGCCUGAACCUUCAGCCAGCGACCUCUGAACCCCUGAACCUGCACACCCCUGCCACCUCAGCAGAACGCAGACCUACCACGUGCAUCACCUUCCACACAGCUGCAGUACCCCAGGAGCUGCCAAGUGCCAGUGGGAUUGCUUCGAGUCGGAACGUUUUCACAAUUGGAGCUUUCUUUAGGCGUGUGUGCGCGUGUGGGCAAUCCAAUCCAGAAGUGAAAACAUUUUCAUUUUCUUUUUUGCUGCCCAGGAAUUCUCUGUGAAUCUCUUCAGUGUUGUGCUUUUGACCCCCACACACUUUGUUGUGGAAUAGGCUUUAUGUCAAUUGUUUGACACAAGAAGUAAAGCGAGAGACUUCCCAUUAAAGGACAGCCAGCAGAUCAUCCUGACCUUAAAAACACACGCAUAUACACACACAAAGUCCUAGCCAUGGCAAUGAACAUGGCACACAUUCGCGACACAAAAUGGCUGACACUGGAGGUGUGCCGUGAGUUCCAGAGGGGCACGUGCUCACGCUCAGACGCUGAGUGCAAAUUCGCCCAUCCAGCCAAGAGCUGCCAGGUGGAGAACGGCCGAGUAAUCGCCUGCUUCGACUCGCUCAAGGGACGCUGUUCCAGAGAGAACUGUAAGUACCUGCACCCGCCUCCCCACCUGAAGACGCAGCUGGAGAUAAACGGCCGCAAUAACCUGAUCCAGCAGAAGAACAUGGCCAUGCUCGCCCAGCAGAUGCAGAUCGCCAGUGCCAUCAUGCCUGGCAGCCAGCUUCAGCCAAUGCCUUUCAUCUCUGUCACGCCAAACUUAGCCACCAAUGCCAGCGCGGCAGCAGCUGCAGCGGCGGCGGCUUCGUUUAACCCCUACCUGAGUCCCGUAUCGCCAGCUCUAAUGUCCACUGGUGCCGACAUGCUGCCGAGCGCUCCAGUCCUGAUCGGUGGUAAUCCUGCUGCACCUGUAAACUCCUCAGCAAACGCAGCUGCUCAGAAACUACUGCGUACGGACCGCCUGGAGGUGUGUCGUGAGUACCAGCGUGGGAAUUGCUCUCGCGGUGAGACAGACUGCAGAUUCGCUCACCCGUCAGACAGCACCAUGAUAGACUCCAGCGAGAACACGGUCACCGUGUGUAUGGACUACAUCAAGGGUCGCUGCUCACGAGACAAAUGCAAAUAUUUUCACCCUCCUGCACACCUGCAGGCCAAGAUUAAAGCAGCACAGCACCAGGUGAACCAGGCCACAGCCACCGCGGCCAUGACGGCUGUCAAAUCACUGAAGCGACCCCUCGAGGCCACCUUUGACCUGCAGGGCCUUCCUCAUAGCGUAAUUUCUCCUUUGCCAAAGAGACCAGCCCUUGAGAAAACCAACGGUGCCACCGCCAUGUUCAAUGCCAGCAUGCUGCAGUACCAACAGGCGCUGGCGAACAUGCAGUUUCAGCAGCAGUUUAUUCCUUCAGGCUCAAUAUUGUGCAUGACUCCUGCAGCAAGUAUGGUACCCAUGAUGCACGGCGCUUCACCGGCCGCUGUGUCCGCAGCAACCACGUCCGCCACUACUGUUCCCUUCGUAUCCGCAACAGCCAAUCAGGACUCUUCUCUAUCAAAGCUGACUACCAACGAAUACAUGCAAUUGAUUCCAAUAAUAUCUGCAGAACACCUGACUAGCCACAAGUAUUUGACUCAAAUGUAGUCAGCCGCCAGACCCAUCAAAUGAAUCUGUUACCUGGGACAGAGACAAACAAUUUACCGGCAACAAAUUAUACACAUUUUAUUUACUCCAUUAGAGCCCUUGGUGGUAUCAUUAAUUCACAGAUGUAAUAUUUAAAGGACUUGUCCAUUACAUACCAAUAUGCAGAAACAUGCAGUGCCCUUAGAAGUGAUGUGCAGAACUUGAACGAAAUUGAUGUACAUAAGGAUGGGUUCAUACACAUAGUAACACGUAGCUAGAAAUAGUCUGUUGGUACCAAGUCUGCCAGUUUACAGGUUAGAUAUGAUACCAACAGACAUAAUAACUAUAGACCAAAAGUUUUUUGUUUUUUUUAAUUGUCUCCCGUAGGUAUUUAAUUGAUGUUAUUAGUAAGUACCAAUUUAUUGAAGGUUAUAAUUAUAGAGCUGGUGGUUUUUCCACAUACACAUUUAGCUGAAGAGUAGAUAUUGAGCACCAUGGCACUUAAAAGUUUGUCCCAGAUUGAAAUAUUACAGAGAUCAUACUAUAAUAGCUAUAGUACUAAUUUUUUUUUUUUUAAUGAGUAAAGUGGUUAAAGACCACUCUAAAUUUUGUGCUCGAGUAUAAUGGGAACAUACAGAAGUGGAAAUACAGGUGUUUAUUCAGAUGGAAUGAAGAGAGAAGCAGGUCUGUGUCGUGUGCCUGUUAAACCAGGUACAGUUCACCCUCCAGUCUUAUUGAGUAUACAUUCAUUAGCCAUGUUAGUUUGGACACCCCUUUAUUAGUGAAUUGUAACACACCAUGCCAUAUCCAGCGCUUAUAUGCCAAUGCCUAUUCAUUUAUAUUGAACAAUUAAAAAAAUAGCAAGGGUUUAUUAGACAAACGUUCAGUUUUAGAUGGUUUUCCUGAGAUGUGUCAACUGUAUCACCAGGUCAAGCGUUACUGAUUUGACAAGGGUUUUAUACAAAGAAAAAAAUGUGAAAAUGCACCUUAAAUUUAAAAGAAAAUUACAAUUCUUCAUGGCACAAUACAUCCAGCGAAAUGCAAGUAUUUUUUUGCUGCAUAAAAAUGUGCAGUCUUGGAGAGGAAGGAUCAGGAUUAAAGAAGACUAAUGAAUGUUUUUUUUUUUUUUUAUGUAAAACCAGAGUCCUUCUGACCUUUUAAAGCACAUGUUAGCUUUAAAUCAAGCUUCACAAGAUAUACAAUAGGCUGCAAAUGGAAAGUGUUAUAUCAACAGUGUUAUUCUGUUUACCAGAGAUUGUUUUUAUACAUAAUUUCAUGUCUUCUUUUUUUUAAUUAUAAUUCGAAUUAAUUUUAUUUUGAAUAUUUGUCUGUAAUGCUCUCGAUGGCUUUUCCAUUCAGCCUUAGAUAGGCCUUUUUCGACUUGCAUGAAAACAGGGUUGCCUUUUCCUUCCUGUUGCCAUAUGUAGAGAUUUUUAUUGCCUUGAAUGACAGAGUGGCGUUUUAUUCAUGGAAUGGAGAGUGGGUAUCAGUGAUCACCGCAUGUCUUUACAUUUGUUAAAAAGUAACUCAGACUCUUAAAGCAUGACGUGAAGAGACUCUUUCCAGUCAUGGAAUGGAGGAGAAAUGAUGGAGCUGCUUGAACCCGAUGGUCAGCUUAGCUUAGUUUUUUUUUUUUUUUGUAUAUGGGAAGACCAGAUAUGUAUUUGGUUCAGGGUUUUUUUUUUUGGGGUUUUUUUUAUGGAUUUGGUGCCAUUUGUGUUAUAUGUUUUUGAUUCCUGAUCUCAAAUAGCUUUUAGCCUAUGUAUUGUAACAACAACAAAAAAGAGAUGAUAAUGUUAAACAUUCUGUUAAGUCGUGCCAAAGUUAUUUUUCUUGUUUCUUUGUUUUGUUUUGUUUUUUUCGUGCGUUUUAUGGUCUAUACUUGUAAUUAAUGGUAAAUGGUCAUGGUAUUAUCAAGGCCAACCCUAGUUCAGAGAAAGAUCAAUGAAGCUACUUCAUGUUUUUGGUGUAAUUUCAGACUGAAGUUCAGAAUUGUUAGCCUCCCAGUUGGUGUUAGAUCUAGAUCAGUGGAGCCUAUAUGUCUUAAGUCUAUUUUUGGUGUACAGAGAAAAAAUAUCAUUCAGGGUUGGGGUCAAUUCAAUUUACAAGAUUAAUAAGAUGAAUUUAUGAAAGCCUGUUUUAGACAGGUUAGUAAAUGUAAGGUGGAAUUCGGAUUCUUGGCGAAAUGAAAUGGAUUGAGCCCAACUCUGGUGCUAUUGAUGAUUCUUCACUGAGGCCUUAGAUUUCAGUUAAAGUCUUCACUCGGAUGUUGCUUUAGUCAUUCUUAUUGUUUAUGCAUAUUUUAUAUUUUUUAUUAGUCAUUUUAACACAUACUGCUCAGUUGUUUACUUCACCAGCUUAGAUUAAAUCAUAUUGCUACAUGCUGCAUGUAUACUUUGUGGAAUUUUACUUAUUUUGUAUUGGUAAUAUUUUGUUUUAAAAUUGUGUUCUUGUUUUCUGGAUUUGUAAAUGUUUCCUUCCCUAUUUCUUUCCCUCUCCCUCCAUCACCUCCAUCAUUCUUAUUCAUUUAUGUGUAGUGAGUUUAGUUUUUGUUGUACAUUUUACUCUUUUUUUUUUUUUCAAAAAUUUGUUUUUUAAAUGUUUUAAGGUUCUUUUUUUUUAUGAUAUUGAUUGUCAUUUGUUUUUUGAUAUUGAUUUUGAAAAAUAGUUGAAAUGAACCAGUUUGACAUUUCUUAAUUUAACAAAUUUAAUUUGUAUGUUGCAAAUCAAAGGGGCGUAUGUGGAGAGUAAAAAAAUUAUUUUCUAUUCUAUCCAUGUUAAAACAUAAAGUUGUAUUUUGAUAUUUUAAAAAAACAUCCCUGAAUGUCAGGCCAAAAAAUAUAUAUAUAUAUGAAAUAUUGAGUAUUUAGAUGACGAUGAUGAUGGUGAUGAUAAGAGGAAAUGUUGUAGGGAGUUUGGCUGCAAGUGAGAGAGAGCCAUGACCCGAGAGACAAAGGUCGAAUUUUGCACUUGUGUAUAUAGUCAAUAUAAAACAAGGAAAAGAAAACAUGUAUAAUAUGGAGAUCUUAUUUUGAAUAAUAAAAGAUUCUAUAAGAAAUUUUGUUAGGAUAAUUUAAGGAUUAUAGAGUAAUAGACCAGCUAACUGAAUUUGCUUGCAGAAGUGGCUCAGCUCCUUUUAUUAUUACUUCAAAUCAUCGCUUAACAAACAAGAAAGAAAAAGCUAAGCAUCGCUUCGCCUUAAACAUGUGCGCUGCCUGUCAUUCAAACCUCAGUGCUGACGUUUUGGCAAGUUCUCACCUCACUUGCUUGACAUCCAGUAAAACUAAGGCAAGAGUUUUUUCUGUGAAAGGUUUAUCAAAGUAGAUCAUAAUGAGAUAAAAACAUUGGACUGUAGUCAAUUGCAAAAGCUGAAGAUUUAUAAUUCAUUCAUUCAUUAUUAUUAUUGAUCAGACUAAUAAUGCAAAAUGACUAAAAAGUAUAUCUGCUUUGGUAAAUUCCUGAUAGAAAGACUCCAGAGUGUCUUACAAUAUUUUACUACCUGUCAAGCUUGAGGACUGAUUCCAAAAUGUCCCAUGUACCCUCACUAGGAAAUCUCUAAAAUAUUUUUUUUAACCUGGCCUAAAUGUUGUUAGCUGCAUGUAGAGAUUUAACAUAAUAAAAAUCCACCUUUUAGAUAAGUAGGUUUGUCACUAAGUUCUCACGAUACUGCAGUUCCCAUUAGACAAUGUCAUUAGACAAUAGUGACGAUUCUAAGCAUACGUUAAGUGACACACAUUUACUCGAAACCAUAAGGAUAAAUGUGGUUAACACAGUAAACUAAUGAAUUUAAAAUGACCAGACAUGCUAGCGUGAGCCUUACACACCAUAUGAUGUGCACACACACACACAAACAAGGCAACCGUGCCUUCAGCAGGAAAAGGUCAGCCACCAAAACAAAGGAAACACAAUGAAUGUAAAACUUCUGAUCUCCAUUCGAGGGUAUGACUCACUUACCGCUGCUGUACAAGUGCUAAUAAACCAAAGCAUCACUUUUCCUCCGAACAGACACAAGGCACAGCUCUGCUCUGCGUCUGCCACAGUGAAACCGUCGGUGGUCCCUACCUGCUGAAAGCACCUGCUUUAAAAAAAAGCUUCACACUCACCAUGUAAUCUCACGCCCACUCUUUGCUUACAGUUGCUAAGAUCUUGUACUAUGUUUUGAAAAAUGUUUUAUGCACAUUUAUUAUUGUUUUAUUUGACUCUCUUGCUGUAAUGAAUGAAAAAAAAAAAAUAAUAAAAACCAAAAUGGAUUUCAAUUGAAAGGUCAGAGUGUGCAGUGUGCAUUUAUUGUGUUUUUUAUUUCUUUUCUGAUUAUAAAAAUCAUUUAAUUUAUUUAGAGUAUUUGAAAGUGAAAGCAAUAAGAGGGCGAUUAAUAAAUAAUCACACACACAUCCAAAAUAUGGUCUAUUUUGAUAUACAUUUUAUCCAAUUGGUUUAUAAUAUAAAAAACUUGACUGUAUAUAUACAUUCAGUAAUACAAAUCAUUAAUAAUAAGAUUUUUUAUUAUAUGUAUAUAUUUAUAAUAAUUAAAUAAAAUGUAAUCCAUUUAAAGACCUAAUCUCCCUUUACUAAAUUGAUCUAGAUUUUCUAUAGUAAUUUUCUUUCAUCUCAGUUAUAAAGUUGCCAGUCUGACUAUGUAAUUCAAAUUUUUUUUUUUUUCAUUUGUGUUCUGUUGACUUUGCCUUGUAUGGAUCAUAGUAUUUUCAAAUGAUCCACCUGUGCUUUUAUUCUGCUGGAUAAUAAACCUUUUCACUGAGCCUAACCCUUGACUUUACUGACACUCUUCUCUUUAAUACUUACUCUUCUUCUUUUGUCUCUCCACACAUUACAUGGCCAAACAACUCAACUGUUGUCUCAUUAGCCAAAAACUUAUAGCUCCUUUGUUGAUGUGUUUAUUUGCAAAUUCCUAUUAUGCUGCUUCGUGUCUAGAACAUUCAGUGACUCAAUGCAAGCUUUUCCCCUCAAACAAUAUCAGACCUCCCUGUGGAGAGAGAGAGAGAGAGAGAGAAAGAGAGAGCUGUGGGAGGAAUUAUUCUACUUGUUUCUCAUGCUGUUUGUUUUGCAUUUUUGUCAUUAAAAGUGCCAAUAAAUAUU